AGUUGUUACAUGAAAUCUGCAGUUUCAUAAUUUCCACGGGUCGGGCCAGGCCGGCCAGGCGCGGGGCACGGCGAUGGCCACCACCGGGGCCCUGGGCAACUACUACGUGGACUCGUUCUUGCUGGGCGCCGACGCCGCCGACGAGCUGGGCACGGGCCGCUACGCGCCGGGGGCCCUGGGCCAGCCCCCUCGGCAGGCGGCGGCGCUGGCGGAGCACCCCGACUUCAGCCCGUGCAGCUUCCAGUCCAAGGCGGCGGUGUUCGGCGCCUCGUGGAACCCGGUGCACGCGGCGGGCGCCAACGCAGUGCCCGCCGCGGUGUAUCACCACCACCACCACCCCUACGUCCACCCCCAGGCGCCCGUGGCUGCGGCGGCGCCGGACGGCAGGUACAUGCGUUCCUGGCUGGAGCCCACGCCCGGUGCGCUCUCCUUCGCGGGCUUGCCCUCCAGCCGGCCUUAUGGCAUUAAACCUGAACCGCUGUCGGCCAGAAGGGGUGACUGUCCCACGCUUGACACUCACACUUUGUCCCUGACUGACUAUGCUUGUGGUUCUCCUCCAGUUGAUAGAGAAAAACAGCCCAGCGAAGGCGCCUUCUCCGAAAACAAUGCUGAGAAUGAGAGCGGCGGAGACAAGCCCCCCAUCGAUCCCAAUAACCCGGCGGCCAACUGGCUCCACGCGCGCUCCACGCGGAAGAAGCGCUGCCCCUAUACCAAACACCAGACGCUGGAACUGGAGAAAGAGUUUCUGUUCAACAUGUACCUCACCAGGGACCGCAGGUACGAGGUGGCCCGGCUGCUCAACCUCACCGAGAGGCAGGUCAAGAUCUGGUUCCAGAACCGCAGGAUGAAAAUGAAGAAAAUCAACAAGGACCGAGCAAAAGACGAAUGAUGUGAUCGGGUUCAUUUAGAAAAGAGAGCGAACUAGAGAGAGAGAGAGAGAGAAUGGACUGAUCUUCCCCUUCUCCCACCCCCGCCCCAGCCUCCACCACCCUGCACAAAGCGAUUCCAAACCCCAGGCCUCAUCUCCCCCUGGCAAACCCUGCUCAGGCAGUCUCCUUGGCCUGCUGCUUUCAUGAAGGAGGUAUUGUAAGCUUUCCAUUUUCUAUAAGAGAACAAAAAGGGGGCAUUGGCGCUGAUGGCUGUGUGUGCUAGCUUGUAUAUAUUAAAAAAAAAAAAAAUCUACCUGUUCCUGACUUAAAAGAAAAAUAACUACCUUUUUAUAAUGCACAACUGUUGACAGCGGACUCUAUAGUUUGUAGUCUGUGUAGUUAAUUUAAUUUGCCCUUUGUGUGGCAGAGCGAUCCGCUGAGAUACUUGAACACUGUAUUUGAUUGUGGUAAUUAUGUUUUGUGACUCAAACUUCUGUGCUGGGUGAUGUACCCGUUGUGAUUGUGGAAGCUAGAAUUCAAUUUGAACUCAGGUUGUUUAUGAGAGGGGGAAAACAGUUGCAUAGAGAGUAGCUCUGUAGUGGAAUACGUCUUCUGUGUAACUAGGCUGUUAACUUUUGAUUGUAAACUAGCUGUAAGGAUUUCCUAGUGAAAUAAAAAUGGUUAAAAUAAAUAAAAGGUUCUCCAGAAGACAUAGAUUCAUGGUUCUCUCCACUUCUGAAAUGCAAGCAUUUUGGUCUCUACACAUUCUAUUGUCCUGUCUUACCUUACAUGUUGUACAUAUAAUCUAUGUAUUAAAGAAAAAGUACACAAUCAGAUAAGUUUGGAUAUUAUUUUUACACCAGGUGAACAGUGAGGAGAUUCGGAGCUAUACGUAUGUGCAGGUUACUACCUAUGGUUUACAUUUAAUUUUAGCUGGGGAGAAUGAAUGCUUAUUGUAAUGCAGUUAAUUUCACUGAUAAUAAAUUAUACACUAUGAAACCGCCAUCGGGCUACUGUAGAUUUGUAUCCUUGAUGAAUCUGGGAAUUCCAUCGGGCUGAACAUACACUGUAUAUUUUGCAAUAGUUACCUCAAGGCCUACUGACCAAAUUAUUGUGUUGAGAUGAUAUUUAACUUUUUGCCAAAUAAAAUAUAUUGAUUCUUUUCUA
Molecule: messenger RNA, 2036 nt
Organism: Orycteropus afer afer
Lineage: Eukaryota; Metazoa; Chordata; Mammalia; Tubulidentata; Orycteropodidae
Gene: HOXA9
Product: homeobox A9
Biological process (GO): anterior/posterior pattern specification; DNA-templated transcription; embryonic skeletal system morphogenesis
Cellular component (GO): nucleus
Molecular function (GO): DNA-binding transcription factor activity, RNA polymerase II-specific; RNA polymerase II cis-regulatory region sequence-specific DNA binding
Source: RefSeq, a predicted model, not a curated record